Messenger RNA from Juglans regia (Persian walnut), 1554 nucleotides. RefSeq names its product myb family transcription factor PHL7-like. The record is from RefSeq and is a predicted model, not a curated record. The coding region runs from base 420 to 1316 and encodes 298 amino acids. The transcript has 8 exons. Gene Ontology annotation, molecular function: DNA-binding transcription factor activity; DNA binding. Lineage: Eukaryota; Viridiplantae; Streptophyta; Magnoliopsida; Fagales; Juglandaceae.
UUAAUGAAAAGCUACCCAGCAGAAAAGGGUGAGAAUUAAACUUGGAGGAAAGGGCAAAGACUCGGACUUUGGGUGGCUAUUGGUCAAGACUCGGUUUUGUUGUUUCUCGUUUUUCAGCUCCCUUUAAUACCCUUAGAGGGAAUAAUUUCCUAUCGAAUUCCCGUUUGUAUUUUCAAUUUCGGUACAGUUUGAGGGAGGAAAGAGGGAGAGUUGAAAGGAGGAGGGGCUUUGAUUCCCGAGAUGAAUGCAGCAGAUCUGGGGCAAGUGUCAAUUCUCUUAGGCAUACUAAUACCUUUCAAUAUAUUGGAGGAGAAUAACUUUUGGAGAUAAAUGAUAGAUGUAUCAGCCAAAGAGUGUUCAUAAUUCAAGCCUAGUCCAAAAAAAACUCGCUAGUUCAUGGUCAGCAUUUAGAUUGUGUUAUGGACCCAAUCACUGGAGGAAACAGUCACAACAAUGCCAGUCUUGCCUCGAAGCAACGCUUGCGUUGGACACAUGAGCUUCAUGAACGUUUUGUUGAUGCUGUGGCACAACUUGGUGGGCCUGACCGGGCUACACCCAAAGGUGUCCUCAGAGUAAUGGGUGUUCAAGGUCUAACAAUAUAUCAUGUCAAAAGCCAUUUACAGAAAUACCGGCUUGCAAAAUAUCUCCCGGACUCAUCAUCAGAUGGGAAAAAAGCUGAUAAGAAAGAAACUGGGGAUAUGCUAUCAAGUUUGGAUGGUUCAUCUGGGAUGCAAAUAAAUGAAGCCCUCAAGCUGCAGAUGGAGGUGCAGAAGCGACUGCAUGAGCAAUUAGAGGUUCAGAGGCAGCUACAGUUACGGAUAGAAGCCCAGGGCAAAUACUUGAAGAAGAUAAUCGAGGAGCAACAACGACUUGGUGGAGUUGUUUCAGAAACAUCUGGUUCUGGUGUCCCAGGUCCAGCAUCAGGUGACAAUUGCCCUGAUUCUGACAAUAAGACUGACCCAGCAACCCCUGCCCCAACCUCCGAGGGUCCCCUACAAGACAAGGCUGCCAAGGAACGUGCCCCUGCCAGCCUUUCCAUUGAUGAAUCUUUCUCAUCUCACCAUGAACCAUUGACUCCAGAUUCUGGUUGCCAUCUCAGUUCCCCAGCCGAGAGUCCCAAAGGUGAAAGGUUGAUUAAGAAGCAAAGAGUCCUUGUGGGUGGAGCAUAUGCUAAACCAGAAAUGGUGCUUCCACAUCAGAUACUUGAGUCGAGUUGCACCUCAUACCAGCAGCAACACUCCAUUUAUCUGUCUGAACCUUCAUCGGGUAUAUCAAUCAGGAAUGAAGAUCACAUGGAAAAGUUAGGGGCAAACUGAUUAACAUUUUUAAUUUUUUCGUUGUCUGUAGUUUCUUUAGUCAAAAAACUGUUUAUCACUAAUGUUCUGGGAUGAUUAAGUUUCAGCAUGGAGACAUUUCCAUAAGAGAUGAUGUUUUAUUAAAUUCAGAGAAUUGUAGUAAACAGAUGUUGGGAUUUGAUUCAAUCAUCAGGUGCUACUUGUAACAUGGAACACCCAGGUUUCUAAUAAAUGAAAUAUGAAUCCCUUACCAUUCAAA